CACAAGCGACCAUGCGAUAGGCCGAUGGCCAGCGAGGUUUGACUUUCAAACGACUUAGAGGUUAGAGCAUUGGCAGUAUAAGUUGGACUUGGAGGGUUGGAGCUUAAUAGCAAGAUAGACAACCCCAGCUAUUCAGAAUAUUCUCCGGCCCCCUUCCCUCACCCUCCAUCUCCUUCUCUGUCUCCGUCUCAUUCCCCAUGGGAACUGUACAAACAGAGCUGCCUGAAUCGCCCAAAGAAAUAGUUGACGAAGAUGAGCUCUCCCCGAUCGAACAAGUGCGCUUAACGGUGACCAACACCGACGAUCCAACCCUCCCCGUCUGGACCUUCCGGAUGUGGUUCCUGGGUUUGAUAUCAUGCGCACUGUUGUCAUUCCUCAACCAAUUCUUCGCCUACCGAACGGAGCCCCUCAUCAUAACCCAGAUCACCGUUCAGGUGGCUACCCUCCCAAUCGGCCGCUUCAUGGCUUCUGUCCUACCGCGCACCAAAUUCCGCUUACCAGGUUUUGGGUCGACGGAAUUCUCUCUGAAUCCGGGACCAUUUAACAUGAAGGAACAUGUUCUCAUCUCCAUAUUCGCUAAUGCUGGGAGCGCUUUUGGGAGUGGAUACGCCUAUGCCGUCGGCAUUGUCAACAUUAUAAAGGCUUUCUACCGGAAAAACAUCUCCUUCUUGGCCGGAUGGAUACUUGUAAUAACCACUCAGGUAUUAGGAUACGGUUGGGCUGGACUUCUAAGGAAGUAUGUGGUUGAACCAGCACAUAUGUGGUGGCCCAGUACUCUCGUUCAGGUCUCCCUGUUCCGGGCCUUGCAUGAGAAGGAUGAAGAACGCAUGUCAAGGGGGAAGUUCUUCUUGAUUGCACUAAUUUGUAGCUUUUCCUGGUACGCAAUCCCAGGCUACCUCUUCCCAACUUUGACGAGCAUCUCAUGGGUCUGUUGGGCAUUUUCCAAGUCAGUCACAGCCCAGCAGCUCGGUUCAGGGAUGAAGGGUCUGGGAUUAGGGGCGUUAACACUCGAUUGGUCUGCCGUAGCUUCGUUCCUGUUCAGCCCCCUCAUUUCCCCUUUCUUUGCAAUUGCCAACGUCUUUGUUGGAUAUGUAAUGGUCAUGUACGUGGCAAUCCCCAUAGCGUAUUGGGGGUUGGACUUGUACAAAGCCAAGACAUUUCCCAUCUUCUCCUCCCACUUGUUCACAGUCCAGGGUGGGAAGUACAAUAUAACCGCCAUUGUAAACGAUAAAUUCGAGUUGGAUAUCCCAAAUUAUGAGGAGCAAGGACGAAUCUAUCUAAGCACAUUCUUCGCUUUGACAUACGGCUUUGGUUUUGCCACCAUUGCAUCUACACUCACUCAUGUAGGAUUCUUCUAUGGAAGGGAGAUCUAUGAACGAUUUCGUGCCUCAUAUAAGGGCAAGGUGGACAUUCACACAAGAUUGAUGAGCAAGUACAAGAACAUACCUGAAUGGUGGUUCCAUCUUCUACUCGUGGUGACAGUGGCAGUAUCCUUUGUACUCUGUAUCUUCUUGAAAGAUCAAGUUCAGAUGCCAUGGUGGGGACUCCUUUUUGCUGCUGCACUUGCCUUCAUUUUCACCCUUCCUAUAAGUGUUAUCACUGCAACAACAAAUCAGACACCAGGGUUAAACAUCAUCACAGAGUAUGUCAUGGGAAUUAUAUAUCCAGGAAGACCAAUUGCCAAUGUCUGCUUCAAAACCUAUGGAUAUAUGAGCAUGGCUCAAGCUGUUUCCUUCCUCAGUGAUUUCAAGCUGGGUCAUUACAUGAAAAUCCCACCAAGGUCAAUGUUCAUAGUUCAGCUUAUUGGGACCAUCAUAGCUGGAACUAUCAACCUUGGUGUGGCUUGGUGGCUUCUGGACUCGAUUGAGAACAUAUGCCAAGACGACCUCCUUCCUCCAAACAGUCCUUGGACAUGCCCAGGUGAUCGUGUCUUCUUUGAUGCAUCUGUCAUCUGGGGUUUGGUGGGACCUAAACGGAUCUUCGGGACUCUUGGAAAUUAUGGAGCCCUCAAUUGGUUCUUCCUUGGAGGUGCACUGGGCCCAGUCUUAGUCUGGCUCUUGCACAAAGCAUUCCCAAAGCAAUCUUGGAUCCCACUGAUCAACCUUCCAGUCCUCCUAGGCGCAACAGCCAUGAUGCCACCAGCAACAGCACUGAACUACAAUGCAUGGAUCAUAGUAGGGACAAUUUUCAACUUUUUUGUUUUCCGAUACCGGAAACAAUGGUGGCAGAGGUACAACUAUAUCCUUUCAGCAGCCCUAGAUGCAGGGGUUGCUUUUAUGGGGGUGCUAAUAUAUUUCUCUUUAACAAUGGAGAACAGAGAUUUGAAUUGGUGGGGUACUGAUGGUGAACACUGUCCAUUGGCUACCUGUCCAACAGCUAAGGGUGUCGUGGUUGAAGGAUGUCCUGCAUAUUAGUAACAUUUUACGCUGUCCAUGUAUACAGGUUUCAAUUUAAGAAAUUUAACAGUCUAGUUCCCUAAGUGGGUUGGAUGUGGUGCUUGAAGAAUCUCCUGCCUAUUAAUUCACACUUUAUGGUGCACGCAUAUACAAGUUUCAAUGUAAGAAGUUUAACAGUCCGGUUCCCAAAGAGGGUUCCAUGUUUGAUAAGUGGUUCUUUAUAUAAGAUUGUACUUGUAUACUGUUUUAGAAAAGGGUUAUAUGUAUAUGGGGGCUGGAAUCUAAUGUCCACAUUUCCCCUUUUGCUCAA
Molecule: messenger RNA, 2706 nt
Organism: Nelumbo nucifera (sacred lotus)
Lineage: Eukaryota; Viridiplantae; Streptophyta; Magnoliopsida; Proteales; Nelumbonaceae
Product: oligopeptide transporter 4-like
Biological process (GO): transmembrane transport
Molecular function (GO): oligopeptide transmembrane transporter activity
Source: RefSeq, a predicted model, not a curated record